This is a messenger RNA of Drosophila biarmipes, 853 nucleotides long. RefSeq lists its product as uncharacterized. The coding region runs from base 172 to 537 and encodes 121 amino acids. The record is from RefSeq and is a predicted model, not a curated record. NCBI's taxonomy places the organism in Eukaryota, Metazoa, Arthropoda, Insecta, Diptera, Drosophilidae. The transcript has 2 exons.
AUUUUACUUACAUUUUACAAGCGAUUCUACAUCGCAUACUCUGGCGCCAUCUAUCUCUUGUCUUAUUUCAAUUGAAUCACUGAAAAUGACCCUUUGUUCAGUCGUAAGGACUUGUUUUUCAUCCCUGGCAAAACAGCUGACUUCAGAAAGGACCAAACAAGUAGAGGGAAAAUGACGCGUCCUGUGAUAUUCCUGGCAAUCUGUUCAAUCGUUUUGUUUAAACUCGCCAAUGGCUACAAGGAGGUACACGGACUGAAUGGAAAGCUUUUCCCGAAGGCAGCGACUUUCAAUUUCCCAGAGUAUGCCUAUAAGGAGACCAGCAAGAAUGAAAUAACCUACCAUGAACUGGAGGUGACUUGUGACCAGCACGCCCAGUGCAUAAACCUCAGUCCCGUGGGCGUGGCCAAGAUCAACUGCAUCCGACAGUGCAUCUCGCCAUCCUGCUACCAGGACAUCUACGCCUUCAACGAGCUGGAGGAGGGCGAAAUCGAUGCCCGGCUCAAUUCCUUCAAGGGCUGUGUCAUACAGCGCAUGUAGCAGCGACCCCAGCUGUUCAAGGAGUACUUCAUCUUCAAGUGGCUGGAGCUCCCUGGGAUUACCUAUUAAAUUUAGAUAAUGAUCUGUGCCGAGGACAUGCAUUUAAAGGAUUUUCAUGGAUUGUGAAAGUGAAAAAGGGAACUUGCUCCAAAUUGCUACCGGAAUUGUUUGGACUUUCUGUUGGAAUUUAGAUGAAUUCGAUUUCUGUAGUACCCCAAAAAUUAGAUUAACUUUUGUAUCGUCUAUGCGAACAAAAGACUGCCUUUCAUUCUAAAGCCAAAUUUAGAAAUAAACUUUUUUCACUGAAGUUAAAGUA